GCCAUGGCGGCCGACAGGGUGUCUGUGCUGGUGCUGCUGGUGGCGGCCCUGCUCUGCUUCGCCGGCGCCGUGCGGGGCGCCGGGCUCCGCCCGCGGAUGGUGGGCGCCCCGCAGCCCAUCGAGAACCCCGAGAACGACGAAGGGCUGGAGCGGGCUCUGCAGUUCGCCAUGACGGCGUAUAACAGGGCCAGCAAUGAUAUGUACUCCAGCCGGGUGGUGCGGGUCAUCAGCGCCCAGAGGCAGAUCGUGGCUGGAGUCAAGUACAUAAUGGAAGUGGAGAUUGCCCGGACAACCUGCACAAAGCCAGCGACUGAUAUCCAGCACUGUGCCUUCCAUGAGGAGCCACAGAUGGCCAAGCACACUAUUUGCAACUUCGUAGUGUUGAAUGUUCCUUGGCGAAACCAAGUGGAGCUGCUGGAGAGCAAAUGCCAGUAAGCCUACCUAGAUUCCAGCAGAGACCAGCAACCAGUUGUUCAGAUUUAAAAGAAAAACGCAAUAACACAAAUUGAGAUGGGCUUUAUCAACGCCUGUAACUUGGCUACUGAUGUAUGCUUGUGCUAUGCAAAUUAAACCAUGUAACUUCACUUUUAAAGCACAGUAUGAUCUCAACUUUUUCUUCUUUGGAAUUACUAUUUUAGAGCAGCUGUUUUGGUCUUCUACAGCUUUCCCAAUGAAUUCACUCCAGUAUCAGAACUUUUAUUGAAACCUCUUGGUAUCCAUGUUAAGUGACUACUGUAAACAUAAAAAAUUAAUUAAUUGCCAUGAUGUGUGGUUUUCUUUGAUCUUCUGCUGCCUUGGAGGGAGGGUUUGCUUUUAGUUGUCACCCAUGCUAUCCUGCCCUAAGAAUGGGAUGAGAAGAAAUAUUGGGUCGUGAUCGCAGAGGAGACAAACCAUGCCUGCUCGUUCCUUAGCUUGGCCUCUGGUUCUGAGUAGUAGACGGAAGCCUUAGCUGUUUUCACUGAAGGAACUCUGCUUUGGAGAACUCUUGAUCUUGGGAAUGGUUUUGGGUCCUGGCUGCUGUACUGUUCUAAGGCUGUAAGGAAGAAGGAGGCUCCCCAAGAUAAAAUUGCAUUUUCAGGUAGUAGGGGAAGGUGCCAGGUCAAGAGAGAGUCUUGGGACUGGGUGAAGGUGCUGAGGUAAACAAUGGAGGAGCUUCUUGUUUUUUUUCACAGUCCUGAUACAGUAAGAAAUGCUCUAUCUUGUGUUUUACUUUUCUGUAUUUUGAAAUAAACCUUUUCCUUUUGGUGUGAAUC
Messenger RNA from Taeniopygia guttata (zebra finch), 1253 nucleotides. Its product is annotated as cystatin-like. Gene Ontology annotation, cellular component: vesicle; cytoplasm. Gene Ontology annotation, molecular function: cysteine-type endopeptidase inhibitor activity. The record is from RefSeq and is marked provisional. Lineage: Eukaryota; Metazoa; Chordata; Aves; Passeriformes; Estrildidae.